Molecule: messenger RNA, 315 nt
Organism: Necator americanus (New World hookworm)
Lineage: Eukaryota; Metazoa; Nematoda; Chromadorea; Rhabditida; Ancylostomatidae
Exons: 4
Coding region: 1-315 (104 amino acids)
Source: RefSeq, a predicted model, not a curated record
AUGAAGUCUAUGGAAUCUCUCAUACGAAACAGCGCCAAUCGGGUCGAAAAUCGACAAUGUUUGACCGGCGCAGCUGACGAACUACACGGAGCUACAUUGGUGGAUCCUACAACGGACAUACAAGAAAGUGGCACUGCCACCACGGACUGCCUUGAGGAAAGAACAAGACCAGGCAACAGGGAAACGUUCGAAAUAAAAAUAGACAUAAAUCCCUGCCGAAGUUGUGUGCCCGAGCUUUUGAUAGCAAUAGGAGUGACAUCGACAAUUUCAACUUUGAUGGUUCUUUCAACCAUAAUUUUAAAGUAUUACUUCUGA